Molecule: messenger RNA, 945 nt
Organism: Durusdinium trenchii
Lineage: Eukaryota; Dinophyceae; Suessiales; Symbiodiniaceae
Source: the annotation of a GenBank genome assembly
AUGGACUUCAUAGAGCUAUUUGCAGGUGUUGCCAACACUACCAAGAUGGCUCGCUAUUCACAUUUGAAGUCGGCCAAGUUUGAUGUUCUCUACGAAGCUGGUAAGAAGAAAUCCCACAAGUCUGACUUCAUGAACAUUCUUCACUCCAGUGGAUUUCUGCUGGCCUGCAUCUGGAUCUUGAAAGGCAGGUCGGACGUGGGCUUCGUUGUCCUGCUUGCCACCAAAUGCUCUUCAUGGGGACCGAUGAAUAGGGGAACAUCGGGGCGUUCUGCGUGCUGUAGCGUGGGGAACCUACAGCUUCGAUCGGUGGUGGAAGGAAACCAGCUCUGUGAGAGGAGCUGCUUGCUUUGUCUUCUCACCAUGUCCAAAGGAGGAGUCUGGUGUUUGGAGCAGCCAGGAUUGUCGGUGAUGGAGUUCUAUCCUGCUUUCCGUUACAUGCUAAACUGCCACAUCGUAGCUGGCGGAAACCUGAACAAAGUGCACCGAGUGGGGUGGUGGAUGGGGCACUAUGGUGGAGGCACACCGAAACGGCAUUACUGUUGGUCUUCCAGCAGACAUGUCAAAUCCCUUGACAAGGGCAAGUUUCAAUGGAAGAAGUUUAAGGAGGAGCACCCAAAUCGCGUGGAAACGGUGAGACGAUACAGGGACAAGAACAACAAGGUUCGUUACCAAGGUGUAAAGAAUACGCUGCGCGCCACCGAGAUCUACCCUAUCAAGUUCGCACGUGCGGUGGUUGACCUACACGCUCGGUUGAUUUCUGAGCCUGUUGGCCCUGCUUCUCCACCAGUGGUCCCACCAGCGCUGCAGUCCUUUCUCACCUUUCCGGAGGACUCUCCUGAGCAAUGGCCACACGCACGGCUGGGAGAUGUAUUCAAGUAUUUACGCAAGCUGAAAGGCUUGCGCGUGCCACGGGAAUGGGAACCGCAUAUUCCCGAUGCUAUCUGA